AUGGGAUCUACUUGGCAGCCAUCUCGGAACAAGGCCCAGGGCGAGGAACCUGUAAACCUUGAGGUCCGCAAGUACUUCGAACCAUCGGGAAUCGGCAAUCGAUCGGAAUGGCAGCUUCGGCCGGAAAUCCCCUCCGCGGAUGAGAUCCUCGGGGCUGAUACGUCUGACGAUGGGGUCCCGCUGCCGAUCAAUAACAUUGAGGGUCCCUGGGAAAGCAAGGACCAGUAUCUCGAGGCCCACUACAAGCUGCUCAGGGAGGAGGCAGUUGGUCCGAUUCGAGAUGCUGUGUCUGUACUUCGAGAGAACCCGUUUGCUGCGGACAAUGCCAAAGACUGCCAUGUCUAUGACAACGUCUACAUUACUGGAGUCACUGUUACUCGCUCGGGCUUGGCGAUUCACGUUCGAUUUUCCACUCGCUGUGCCCUCGAUAGCAUUGACUGGGCCUCUUCGACCCGCCUUCGACCUGGAACAAUUGUUGCCAUGUCGCCAGUGGGUGACAACUUUCGGACCAAAUGUCUCGUUGUAACAGUGGCAUCCCGACCGCUGGAGAACGUUACGAAAAAUCCCCCCGAAGUUGACCUCUUUGUGAGAUCUUUCGACAAUCUCGACCUGGAUCCUCAGAAACCAUGGCUCAUGAUCCAAUCUUCACUUGGCUAUUUUGAGGCAACUAAGCAUACAAUGACGGCCUUGCAGAAGCUUGCCACAGAGAAAUUUCCGCUCAGCGAAAGGAUCUGUAGUUUAAACACCAACAUCGGGGUUCCUGCAUACAUUCAAGCGCAGCCUGUGAUGAGCUUUGAGUCGUUGCCUGAACUGACUGGUCCCCAACGUCAGAAUCCCGUUCACAAUGUCAUUGAUGAUUGGCCGGCCAUGCCAAUGGGACAGCUCGAUGCAACUCAAUGGCUAGCUAUGAGGGACAUGGUCACUCAGGAAAUUUCCAUCACCCAGGGUCCGCCCGGAACGGGCAAGACCUUUACCUCGCUCACGGCCCUGCGACUUCUGCUGGCAAACAAAUGCCCUAAAGAUCCACCAAUCUUGAUUGCUGCGCAGACGAAUCAUGCACUUGAUCAGAUCUUGAAGCAGGUUGGCGCCUUCGAAAAGAGCUAUGUUCGACUGGGCUCGCGAAGCACCGAGAAUGAGGUUCGCCAGCACACUAUCUUUGAGAUCUGGACCAACGGCAACGCUAUCAAGGUCUACGGUGGGAUGAUGCAGCCGGCCACAAAGCAGCACAUGGCUCUUUCGAGAAAAAUCGAAUCUAUCCUCGAGCCUCUGAAAGUGAUGAACAACUCGGAUAAGCCGCUGCUUCCAAAUAUUCUGGUCCGGUAUGGACUCCUGACGGAGGAACAACUGAAGUCCCUUCGUAGCGGCGCCGUCGGUUGGGUGCAGGGCGAUACCAGUACCAGCGCCACGUCGAGCACGACUGCUAUGUCUGACGACGAACUCUUCCAUGCCUGGCUUGGAGAUUCAGUGACAGAGUUUCAAUAUCCUUACGUGGAGGAAUUUGAGCCUGACGCUAGCCAAGACUCCGAAGACGAAGAACUCAAAGAACAUCAACUUGAGAACGAGGAAGGCGAAGCAGACUGGUUCACUAUCAAAGGCAUAGCAAUAAAAUUCACGCCAGGAUUCUGCGCUACGCAUACUCAAACCCAGGUCCAAAAUGCCAAGCUCCUGUCUUAUCUUGCAACAGAUGAUCUCUGGAGCAUUCCCAAGCGACACCGCGGUUUCGUCUAUGAUGCUCUUCGCAAAAGACUAGUCUCAAUUCUUGGGAAGAAACUUGUCGGUCUGCAGGAAGAAUAUGAAGACUGCGCGAAGACCGCCCAGAUUAGCAGGUGUGAGCGAGAUUUCCCCAUUCUGCGAAGGGCAAAUGUCAUCGGGAUGACAACCACCGGAUUGAGCAAGUACCGAGGUGCACUUGCAAGCGUGAACCCUCGCGUGAUACUCAUUGAGGAAGCCGCCAGCGUCAUUGAAGCACCGGUUGCAGUUGCCUGUCUGCCAACCAUCCAGCAGCUCAUUCUGAUCGGUGACCACCAACAGUUGAGAGGCAACUGCGCCGUUAAUGAGCUGACCAAGUGGCCCUUCAAUCUCGACGUCUCUAUGUUUGAGCGGCUGGUCAUGAACGGCAUGAAGUUCAGCAGGCUCGGAGUCCAGCGACGAAUGAUCAAAGAAAUCAGCCGGCUCGUGGCUCCUGUUUACGAGGACCUGCAAGAUCAUCCAUCUGUUAACCACAGAGCUUUGAUCCCCGGCAUGGGAACUACUCGGUCUUAUUUCUUACAACACAGCGAACCUGAGAGAAAGGACUCUGCUUCAUCCUAUACGAAUUGGUUUGAAGCCGCAAUGGUGAUCGGACUUCUUGGUCAUUUUCUGAAGAACGGGGUUCCGGCCGACCAAAUUACUAUCCUGACUUUUUAUCAAGGCCAGCGAAAGCUGAUCAGCAAGCUCAAACGACAGGGCUCCAACCUUUUUAUCCCUUUCGUGGAAAUUGCAACAGUGGACUCAUACCAGGGAGAAGAGAACCGUAUCGUCAUACUCUCUCUCGUUCGGAGCAAUUUGAGACACGAGAUUGGCUUUCUUGAUGAUCUCAACAGGUCUGCCGUUGCCUUGUCCCGGGCAAGAGAUGGAUUGUUUAUCUUUGGUAACGCUAGAAACCUCGUUCCGAAAAGUGAUUUCUGGGCUGAGGUCGUCUCGGAGAUGUCCAAAGAUGGGAUGCGCCGAUUCGGGACCGCUCUGUCUUUGUAUUGCUACCAGCACAGAAAGCAAACAUUGAUCAAAGCACCAGAAGAUUGGGACGUGAUUGAUGUUGGGUGCUCGGAGCGUUGCGGGGGCAGACUGCCAUGCAACCAUCCAUGCCUUGACUACUGCCACGGUGGUGAGCACGAUUGGGUCUCCUGCGAUGAACCCUGCGAUUAUGUGUGUCCGAAGUGCGAGAUUCUCUGCACUCAUCUUUGCUCGCCUCCACACGAACACAUCUGUGACUGUGAGAACAAGGUCGUUCCUUAUGGGCACGUCGGACCGUUCUACAGUUUCGGAAAUACCCAGAAAGACUCAUCCGACAGCGGAGAUGAAAGCAAGACAUCGCCCGAUUCCCCACCUCGAGGUCGGUCUCGUACUGCCCGUCCUCGUCGCCCUCAGGCGGAGGACCUAGCUCGUCGUCCUCGUGAGGAGAACCUAUCUCAACUCCUCGAGAGGCACCAAGCCGAGCUCGCUCAGAAGGUGGAAGAGGUUACCGGGUCCAGUGCCAUCAAGGAUGACCAGGCGCGUCCUGCUGUUCCAGCAUCGCAGCGCACUGGCCCCCCCGAAACAAGAACCUACUCUUCCACAGAGGAACCGAGAGCAGGAAGCCAUUCGCGGCCGCAACAAGGUUGCCAGAGACUCUGCCGCCGCGAAUGCCCAGGCGAGCCCUCGGGCUGCAAACGCACAGCCUACGGGCCGCCCGAACCAGGGAUUUGGUAUGUCGCAACGCGAUAA
Penicillium brevicompactum is the source of this 3462-nucleotide messenger RNA. RefSeq lists its product as uncharacterized. The transcript is spliced from 5 exons. NCBI's taxonomy places the organism in Eukaryota, Fungi, Ascomycota, Eurotiomycetes, Eurotiales, Aspergillaceae. The record is from RefSeq and is a predicted model, not a curated record. Gene Ontology annotation, molecular function: helicase activity. Gene Ontology annotation, cellular component: nuclear RNA-directed RNA polymerase complex. Bases 1 to 3462 code for a protein of 1153 amino acids. Gene Ontology annotation, biological process: regulatory ncRNA-mediated heterochromatin formation.